Molecule: messenger RNA, 2520 nt
Organism: Pelagomonas calceolata
Lineage: Eukaryota; Pelagophyceae; Pelagomonadales; Pelagomonadaceae
Source: the annotation of a GenBank genome assembly
ACUGCAGCGCCCGCGCUCUCAGAGCGGGUUCAUCGUAAGUGGGCAGCCUCGACCGGUUCUCAGGGCAAGAAGCAUUCGCACGGUGCCUCGCCAGGCGUAGCAGCCGCGCGGGCAGCCGCAGGCAGCCAUAAAGGCAUUCCACUGCUGCCUCUGGCCAAAACCGGCGCGCCCGGGGAGCCAUAAACAACCAUGGGCCUCCACCACAAGGUGGAAGUGCCCACGAUGAUCGCCACGAAACCAAUAGUCAAGCACUCCGGCCCCGGCGCCUACCGGCCGCGGACGCCGUCGCUCUACGCCUUCGACGAGGACGGCUCCUACGGCCUCGACGCGACGCCCUAUCCUUAUGGAGACGACGACCGGAGCUACGGGUCGCUCGAGGCGUCGGGGCCCGCAGACCCCUGGACGCAGACGGACCCCGCCCUGCCGCGCCGGGGCCCGCAGCAGAAAGUAGUAAGGCGCGGCGGCACCCUGCCGCUCGGCGCGAUCACCGUCGACGUCCGGAAGGGCGGGCGCGCGGUGACGCGCGUCGUACCCGAGCGCGAGAUUGUGCUGGCGGCCUUCCGAACGACACAACCGGCCCUCGGCCAGCGGUCUUCCGUGCAGAUGUCCUUCGAGGAGCCGCGGAGCAUGUCCUCGGUGACGUCGUUCGAGGACCGGUCGCCGCUCCGGCGGACAUCGUCACCGACUAAAUCGGUGCGCGUCCCGUCGCCGUCGGUCUACCCGACGGCCAACGUCGAGAGCCUGGGUGGCAGCGGCGACCGCCGCGCCACGGACCGCCGCAUCAUGACCGCCGACCGAGCCUUCCGGACAUCUAUCCAAGAGUCGGACGCGCCUGCAUCGACGGACGUGUACCUGCCCUUGCCAGGGGGUGGCGCCGGAGGCGGCGGGAUGACGCCCGAGGAGGCCCAAGCGCUCCAGCAGGCGGGCGUGCCGCCGGAUCGCCAGGAAGAGAGGCCACCCGUGCCUUCGCUACGCAUCGGCGCCAAGGCGGCCAUUGGGAGGAGGGAGCACCAGUGCAACCCCUCCCUGCUCAUCCAUUGCGGCGGGACGCGGCUCCCGGCCCCGGAAUUACUCGGGGACGCGCUAGGUUGGUCGCACACGCCGCGCGUCGAGCCGUCGCCAGUCGGUCUGCCCGCGUACGAGGCCUGGCCCCGGCCGGGCCCGACGCCAGAAUGGUGCUUGCACUUGUUCGCUUUAUGUCACAUCCACGCCAAGGACGCUAUUGCUUUGAAUGCGCCUAUUGUAGCGCCCACGGCCUCGCAUGCGCGAUCGUUAGGUGAGAAGGACUUGGAACCCGUGGUGCAGGCCCUGCGGCGGUUGCAAAUGGACGGCCACCUCCCGACGGAUCCCUCGACGCGCCUCCACUUUUCCUGCGACGAGCUCCAGACGUAUCUGGCGUCGGAGGACGGCCUAGGUCGCGCGGCGCGGACGCGGCCGCAGUGGGCCAAGUUGCUCGAGGCGCCCACGUUAUUGGUCGUGGCGCUCCGGCGAGGGCGGAGGGUGGCCCAAUUGGGGCCGCGGUCGCCCGACUACCUGUCGGACGCUGCGAUGUACGCGUCGCUCGCGGAGCUGCGCUCGCGGCGCCUGGCGGAGAUGGACGGGUUCCUAGCGAACCGCGACCGCGACCUCGACCCCGAGCUCUUGAACCGCGCCCAGCGGCGCCGGGCCAACUACAAGGAGUCUAUGCGGCUUAAAGAUAAAACGCAGCACGCGAGGAUGGUCCACGCGCACCACGCGCGGCGCCGCGACGCCGCGCGGCGGGCCAACCUCGCGAACCGGAACUUUGAUGAAAGGCGGUACGAGGCGAGCCGUGAUGCCUACGCGGCGGCGAUCCAACAGGCCGAGCACCUCGAGGCGCUCGUGGCGGCGGCCGACGACAAGGCGCGCGGGGAGUUGAUGCGGAAACUAUCCGAGGCGACGCGACGCGCGGAACAGUCCGCGGCCCAGGUGGCCUUUGCCUCUGCAAAGGCCGAGGCCUCGCUCAAACGAUACAAGGCGCCGCCGCCAAUCGGACCCACCGAAAAAAUCCCGAUCGAGCUCGACCCGUUCAUGCAUGAUUUGGUCGCGGUCGACCAGCCCUACUCGUACCACGGGGACAUGGUCGAGGCGCGCAGUUCGACGGCCUCCCAAACGUACCGUGAUGCCGGCGCGCCGCGGUCCGCCGCGUCGAUCAACCACGAGCUUAGUCAAGCGGAACAUAUCCUCCACAGCCUCCAGAAGGAGCCGGACGCGUUGCCUCGCCCGGGCGGGCCUGAGCCCCUGGACGACGCGGGGUCUUACACGCGGCCGUACAAGGGACCCAUCGUGAAGGAGGACUGGGCGGGGAUGACGUACGGCGACGCUGGAGGACAAGAAAAGUCCCAAGUCGGGCCGCGGCACCCCCUCAACCGCAUGCCUCCGUUCGCGCACGGAGCGCUGGACGCGAAGGAGCAGCGGACGUACUUCGCGCCGAGACCACACCUGAGGAAACGGGCGGGCUACUGGCCAGGACUGGGUACGCCGCAUAAGACAUUAAGUUAG